AUGGCCACGUUGGUGUGCGUAUUAACUAUAGUAGCUCUGACGGUGCAGAGUGCGGAGGCAAUCAGCAGUAAAAAGGGUAUUGGUAUUUGUUCCUCGGCCUUUGUCUGUGGUGAUACUUGGAAAUUCAGCGGUGUUACGUGGUGGUAUGAUUGGAGAUGGGAUCAAGGAGAGAGAACCUGGGCACAUUGUCCCCAUGCUGCCAGGGACGGCUAUGUUCCAAUGAUCUUCAACGAAAAGGAAGCUCAUCAGGCUAAAUUACCCGCAAACGCCAAGUAUGUUUUAGGAUUUAAUGAACCACAACAAAAGGGCCAGGCAGAGAUGUCAGUAGAGAAGUGUGCGCAGGUUUGGCCACUUGUUCAGCAAAAGGCCGGAAACAGGAUUUUGGUGGGUCCCGCACUUGCAGCUUGCGACAUCGAUCCCGAUAUGUGCAUCCGAUGGUAUGAAACGUUCUUCAAACACUGUAAAGGUUGUAGAGUUGAUAAAAUUGCCAUUCAUGGUUAUCACUGCCAACCACAGAGAAUGAUGCAAUCAAUCGAGAAAAUUUCCAGACACUUCAACCGUAAAAUUUGGCUGACAGAGUUUAGCUGUAAAGGAGCUGUAUCUAUAGACCAUGAUCUAAACUUCAUGAAAACCAUACUACCUAUGCUGGAGCGAUCACCCUAUGUGGAACGUUAUGCUUGGUUCUGUAAUCGUUUGGACAAAACAUCUGGUUUUCUUCCCAACUACAGCACAGAGUUAAUGGACCAUAAGACAUCCACUUUGUCGCGUUUAGGUAAAUUUUAUAACGAAUUUCACAUUUAA
This is a messenger RNA of Lottia gigantea (owl limpet), 801 nucleotides long. RefSeq lists its product as hypothetical. Bases 1 to 801 code for a protein of 266 amino acids. The record is from RefSeq and is a predicted model, not a curated record. The transcript is spliced from 2 exons. Lineage: Eukaryota; Metazoa; Mollusca; Gastropoda; Lottiidae.